Molecule: messenger RNA, 8093 nt
Organism: Eurypyga helias (sunbittern)
Lineage: Eukaryota; Metazoa; Chordata; Aves; Eurypygiformes; Eurypygidae
Gene: NCOR1
Product: nuclear receptor corepressor 1
Exons: 45
Coding region: 77-7405 (2442 amino acids)
Biological process (GO): negative regulation of transcription by RNA polymerase II
Molecular function (GO): transcription corepressor activity; nuclear thyroid hormone receptor binding
Source: RefSeq, a predicted model, not a curated record
CUUUAGGCGGUUUCCUAGAAACAUGAUUGCUUGCUGGUCUUGAUCUCACAGCUUUGUGAAGACUUCUUCUCUGAUAAUGUCAAGUUCAGGCUACCCUCCUAACCAAGGAGCAUUCAGCACAGAACAGAGUCGUUACCCUACUCACUCUGUCCAGUACACCUUCCCUAGCACCCGACACCAGCAGGAAUUUGCAGUACCCGAUUAUCGAUCGUCUCACCUGGAAGUCAGUCAGGCAACCCAGCUCUUGCAGCAGCAGCAGCAGCAACAGCAGCAGCAACUGCGGCGCAGGCCUUCCUUGCUUUCUGAAUUUCACCCAGGCUCUGACAGGCCUCAGGAAAGGAGAACUGGAUAUGAACAGCAAUUUCAUCCAGGUCCAUCUCAGGCAGAUCAUGAUUCACUGGAAUCGAAGCGACCACGUCUUGAACAAGUCUCUGAUGCCCAUUUUCAGCGGGUCAGUGCAGCUACUGUCUUGCCUUUAGUACAUCCUCUGCAGGAAGGGUUGAGAUCUGCGGAUGUUAAGAAGGAACCGGCCUUUGGAGGCAAGCAUGAGGGACCAUCUUCUCCAAUUUCUGGUCAGCCUUGUGGGGAGGACCAAAAUGCUUCACCUUCAAAGCUGUCAAAGGAAGAAUUGAUACAGAGCAUGGACCGUGUAGAUCGCGAGAUUGCGAAAGUUGAACAGCAAAUCCUCAAACUGAAGAAGAAGCAACAACAACUUGAAGAAGAAGCUGCUAAGCCUCCAGAGCCAGAGAGGCCUGUCUCCCCUCCUCCAGUGGAACAGAAACACCGCAGUAUUGUCCAAAUUAUUUACGAUGAAAAUCGGAAAAAAGCAGAAGAAGCUCACAAGAUUUUUGAAGGUCUUGGUCCGAAAGUCGAACUGCCACUUUAUAACCAACCAUCAGACACAAAGGUCUACCAUGAGAACAUCAAAACAAACCAGGUGAUGAGGAAAAAGCUAAUACUCUUCUUUAAAAGAAGAAAUCAUGCAAGAAAACAACGGGAACAGAAAAUCUGUCAGCGUUAUGAUCAGCUGAUGGAGGCAUGGGAGAAAAAAGUUGACAGGAUAGAAAAUAAUCCACGCAGGAAAGCCAAGGAGAGCAAAACAAGGGAGUACUAUGAAAAACAAUUUCCAGAAAUCCGGAAGCAAAGAGAACAGCAAGAACGAUUCCAAAGAGUUGGUCAAAGAGGGGCUGGACUUUCAGCAACUAUUGCUAGAAGCGAGCACGAGAUUUCUGAAAUCAUUGAUGGACUCUCUGAGCAGGAGAAUAAUGAAAAACAAAUGCGUCAGCUCUCUGUCAUUCCUCCCAUGAUGUUUGAUGCAGAACAAAGACGAGUGAAGUUUAUUAAUAUGAAUGGUCUGAUGGAGGAUCCCAUGAAAGUUUAUAAAGACAGACAGUUCAUGAAUGUCUGGACCGACCAUGAGAAAGAGAUUUUUAAGGAAAAGUUUGUCCAACAUCCCAAGAACUUUGGUCUAAUUGCUUCCUACCUGGAACGAAAGAAUGUUCCUGACUGUGUAUUAUAUUAUUAUUUGACCAAGAAAAAUGAAAAUUAUAAAGCCCUCGUGCGAAGGAAUUAUGGGAAACGCAGAGGAAGAAACCAGCAACAAAUUGCUCGUCCUUCUCAAGAGGAAAAGGUAGAAGAAAAGGUAGAAGAGGAAAAAGCAGAAAAAGCAGAGAAAAAAGAGGAGGAAAAGAAAGAUGAGGAGGAAAAGGAUGAGAAGGAGGAAUCUAAAGAGAAUACCAAAGAAAAGGACAAAACUGAAGUUGCACCAGAGGAAACAGAGGAAAGGGAGCAGGCCACUCCUAGGGGCCGAAAAACUGCCAAUAGUCAAGGUCGUCGCAAGGGCAGAAUCACCAGAUCGAUGACAAAUGAAGCAGCACAGGCAAAUGCUGCUGCAGCUGCAGCCACUGAAGAACCACCACCGCCUCUUCCACCCCCACCAGAACCUUCUUCUACAGAGCCUGUGGAGACAUCCCGCUGGACAGAAGAAGAAAUGGAAGUUGCUAAGAAAGGCCUAGUGGAACAUGGACGAAACUGGGCAGCAAUUGCCAAAAUGGUUGGGACGAAAAGUGAAGCUCAGUGCAAGAACUUCUACUUCAACUAUAAAAGGAGACACAAUCUGGACAGCCUUCUCCAACAGCACAAACAGAAGUCUUCGCGAAGGCCCCGUGAGGAACGAGAUGUGUCGCAGUGUGAGAGCGUAGCUUCGACUGUGUCGGCUCAGGAGGAUGAAGAUAUUGAAGCAUCUAAUGAAGAAGAGAAUCCAGAAGACAGUGAAGCAGAACCUGCUAAGCCAAGUGAAGAAACUCCACCUGAGAGCGCUGCUUCGAAAGUAACCACUGAGGCGACAGCAGAGCAAGAAUCUACCAUUAAACCUGCCACCAGCAUGUCUCCCUCCUUAACAACCCAAAAUGUAUCAACAGCUGAAAGUCAGAACCCUGAGCCACAGGUUAAGGAAGAAAUAAACAAUGAGGCAGAGGAACCUAUGGAGGUUGACAGUAGAAGCCAUCCAGUUGAAGCUAAGCCUGUGAUUACUCUUCCAGUGCAUACCAAAGUAGAACCUGUAGAGACUGAAAUGAGGCUACCAGAGAAUAUUCAAGUGAAAAUAGAGAGUGAUGCCAAAGAGAGAGAGAUGGAGAAACCCAAGGAAAAGUCAGAACCGGAGGAAAUGGACUACAGUCUGUCACAGCAAGUUAAUACAGCAAGACAAGAAUCCCACUCAGAUAAUGAUUCAAGUGCCACCUGUAGUGCUGAUGAGGAGGUUGAUGGAGAGCCUGAGAGACAAGGUAUCUUCAGCAGGGAGUCGAAGCCCUCACUAUUAAAUCCCACUGGGUCAAUACUGGUAUCAUCCACAAUAAAGCAAGGGCCGAUGGACCUGCAACAGCUUCACCACCGAGCUGCUGUCAUACCACCUAUGGUUUCUUGCAGUCCCUGUACUGUUCCUGUUGGAACACCAGUGAGUGGUUAUGCGCUCUAUCAACGGCACAUUAAGGCCAUGCAUGAGUCGGCACUGUUGGAGGAGCAGCGCCAGAGGCAAGAGCAGCUGGAUAUGGAGUAUCGAAGUGCUGUAAGCCCUUGUGGUACUUCCAAGAGCCCUAAUGUUGAGUGGGAAGUUCUCCAGCCAGCACCUCACCAAGUAAUAACCAAUAUACCUGAAGGAGUCCGCCUGCCAACAACCAGACCCACCAGACCACCACCACCUCUCAUUCCAUCCUCCAAAACAAGUGUGCCAGCAGAAAAACCUUCCUUCAUCAUGGGAGGCUCAAUCUCACAAGGAACACCUGGCACUUACUUAACAUCCCAUAGUCAAGCUUCCUACACGCAAGAAACUGCAAAGCCAUCAGUGGGUUCUAUAUCUCUUGGGCUGCCAAGGCAGCAGGAGUCAGCCAAAUCUGCUUCCCUGCCCUAUAUCAAACAAGAAGAAUUCUCUCCUAGAAGUCAGAAUUCCCAACCCGAGGGACUCCUGGUCAGGGCACAACAUGAAAGUGUGGUUCGAGGUACCGCAACGAUACAGGAGGGCAGUAUAACACGAGGGACUCCCACCAAUAAAGUUUCUGUUGAGACCAUUCCUUCUUUGAGAGGCUCCAUAACUCAGGGUACACCAGCUCUGUCCCAGUCUGGCAUAGCAGCUGAUGCCUUACUGAAGGGAACUAUCACCCGGCUAGCUACAGAAGACAGUAGCCCAGAGAAAUGCCGAGAGGAAGCUUCAGCCAAAGGCCAUGUUAUUUAUGAAGGCAAAAGUGGGCAUAUUUUAUCCUAUGAUACUAUUAAAAACGUUCGUGAAGGAACAAGGAGUCCAAGAACCGCUCAUGAAAUUGGUUUGAAGAGAAGCUACGAUACAAUGGAAGGAAAUAUAAAGCAAGGAAUGUCAAUGCGGGAUUCUCCAGUGUCUGCACCGCUGGAAGGUUUAAUAUGCCGAGCACUGCCUCGGGGUAGCCCACAUGCUGAACUGAAAGAGAGAACAGUGUUGUCUGGCUCUAUAAUGCAAGGCACACCGAGAGCAACAGCUGAAAGUUUUGAAGAAGGCUUGAAAUACCCUAAACAGAUUAAGAGAGAGUCACCUCCCAUAAGGACAUUUGAAGGAGCCAUUACUAAGGGGAAACCAUAUGAUGGAGUCACUACUAUAAAAGAAAUGGGUCGUUCCAUCCAUGAGAUCCCAAGGCAGGACCUGUUAAGCCAGGAGAGUCGCAAGACUCCUGAAAUGGUGCAGACGACCAGGCCAAUCAUAGAAGGCUCCAUAUCUCAGGGCACACCCAUAAAAUAUGAAAGCAACUCUGGCCAGUCUGCCAUUAAACACAAUGUAAAAUCUUUAAUCACUGGACCAAGCAAACUACCCCGUGGAAUGCCUCAGCUGGAAAUGGUGCCAGAAAACGUGAAGGUGGUGGAGCGAGGAAAAUAUGAAGAUGUGAAGACCGGGGAUGCAGUACGUUCCCGUCACACAUCAGUAGUCAGCUCUGGUCCCUCUGUUCUCAGGUCAACUCUUCAUGAAACUCCCAAAUCACAGCUGAGCCCUGGGAUUUAUGAUGAUACGAAUGCUCGGAGAACACCUGUGAGCUAUCAGAGCCCAAUGUCCAGGAGUUCACCUAUGAUGAAUAGAGUUAGCGAGGCUGGAAUAUCUUCUGGGAAGCCAGCAAAUCACGAAAGGAAAAACACACUCACUCCGACACAGAGGGAGAGCGUGCCAGCAAAAUCUCCAGUGCCAGGGGUUGAUCCUGUAGUGACUCACAGUCCUUUUGAUCCUCAUCACAGAGGAGCAACUCCUGAAGUCUAUAGGAGUCACCUCCCUCCUCAUUUAGAUCCCGCUAUGCCAUUUCACAGGGCUCUGGAUCCUGCUGCUGCUGCUUACCUGUUCCAAAGGCAGCUCUCGCCCACCCCAGGCUACCCAAGUCAGUAUCAGCUUUACGCAAUGGAGAAUACACGCCAGACAAUCCUAAACGACUACAUUACCUCACAGCAGAUGCAAGUCAAUUUACGUCCGGAUGUAACGAGAGGAUUAUCUCCUAGAGAGCAAACUUUAGCUCUCCCGUAUGCAGGAGCAAGAGGAAUUAUUGACCUCAACAACAUGGCUCCCACUAUCUUAGUGCCUCAUCCUGGAGGCACAAGCACACCACCCAUGGAGAGAAUCACCUAUAUCCCUGGUACCCAGCUUACAUUCCCUCCCAGGCCUUACAAUCCUGCUUCUCUGUCACCAGGACACCCUACACACCUGGCAGCUUCUGCAGCUGCAAAUGCUGAAAGGGAACGGGAAAGGGAGAGGGAGAAGGAACGGGAAAGGGAGAGGGAACGUGAGCGAGAGCGGGAAAGAGAACGUACAGAGCAGCCUGGCAGACCUGGCAGUCAUGGAUAUGUUCGGUCCCCAUCCCCUUCGGUUAGAAGCCAGGAAAACAUACUGCAGCAAAGGCCUAGUAUUUUUCAAGGAACCAAUGGGACAAGUGUAAUCACACCUUUGGAUCCUGCUGCUCAGCUACGUAUCAUGCAGCUCACCCCUGGAGCUCCCUCAAUUACUCAGGGGUUGCCCGCUUCCCGCUACAAUACUGCUGCUGAUGCCCUCGCAGCACUAGUAGAUGCUGCAGCCUCUGCUCCUCAGAUGGAAGUUGCCAAAGCAAAAGAGAACAAGCAUGAAGGAACCAGGAUAGAAGAGAAUAUGGGGCGCCGGCCAGCUGUGGUUACUGAACAGCAGCAGAUGGAACAGAAAACACUGGAGGUAGAAAAGAGGCCUGUCCAGUGCCCCUAUACAUCUGCAAAUUUUUCUGGUGGCAAGGCCCAGGGACAGUCUUCAUCGGUAGUCUAUUCAGAGGCUGGUAAAGAGAAAGGACCUCCUCCUAAAUCCAGGUACGAGGAAGAGCUGAGAACUCGAGGAAAGACCACAAUUACUGCUGCUAACUUCAUAGAUGUGAUCAUCACUCGACAGAUUGCUUCAGACAAGGAUGCACGAGAUAGGGGCUCUCAAAGUUCAGAUUCUUCCAGUAGUUUGUCCUCCCACCGGUAUGAAGCUCCUGGAGAUGCCAUUGAGGUGAUUAGCCCUGCAAAUUCACCUGUACCUACUCAAGAAAAGCUACAGCCCUACCAACAAGAGACACCUAAACCAAGCCAGGCAGAGAGUGACCCAAACAGGCAAUAUGAGGGGCAGAUUCACCGCUACAGGACACAACAGGAACCCCCUUCACCCCAACAACCUCCACCUCCCUCUUCCCAAGCAGAAGGGAUGGCACAUGUGCCCAGGACCCAUCGACUUAUCACCCUUGCCGAUCAUAUCUGUCAAAUUAUUACACAAGACUUUGCUAGAAACCAAGCAGCUUCUCAGGCCUCUUUGCAGCCUCCCACCACUACAUUCCAGAAUUCCACACCUGCUCCAACGCCUGUUUCUACCCGGGCAAAGACAUCGAAUCGCUACAGCCCCGAGUCGCAGUCGCAGUCUGUCCACCAUCAGCGGCCAGGUGCCAGAGUGUCACCUGAAAAUCUGUCUGACAAGUCCAGGGGAAGACCUGGAAAGUCUCCAGAGAGGAGUCAUGUCUCUUCAGAGCCCUAUGAGCCAAUCUCGCCACCUCAGGUCCCGGUUGUACAUGAGAAACAGGAAAACGUUCUUCUGCUUUCCCAAAGAACUGAGCCUACUGAACAGAGGACUGACUCUCGCUCUCCAGGUAGCAUAAGCUACCUGCCUUCGUUUUUCACCAAACUUGAGAACACUUCACCAAUGGUAAAAUCCAAGAAACAGGAGAUCUUUCGAAAGCUGAACUCAUCUGGUGGAGGUGACUCCGACAUGGCAACUGCUCAGCCAGGGACUGAAAUAUUCAAUUUGCCAGCAGUCACUACCUCAGGUGCAGUCAGUUCUAGGGGUCAUUCCUUUGCAGAUCCUGCCAGUAAUUUGGGUCUGGAAGACAUUAUUAGGAAAGCAUUGAUGGGAAACUUUGAUGACAAGAGUGAGGAACAUGGAGUUGUAAUGUCACAGUCCAUUGCGGUAGCCCCUGGCAGUUCCAGUGCUGCAGUCUCAGCGAGCAACGAGCCGCGUAGGGAAGAAGCUAAUCCAUCACCAAAUUCAGGGGGAGUCAGCAAGCAGAAGCUAAUCGGCAAGUCAAACAAUAGGAAGUCUAAGUCUCCGAUUCCUGGCCAGGCAUAUUUGGGAACUGAAAGACCUUCUUCCGUCUCAUCUGUACAUUCAGAAGGAGACUACCACAGACAGACUCCAGUGUGGGCCUGGGAAGACAGGCCUUCAUCAACAGGUUCAACACAGUUUCCUUACAACCCGCUGACGAUGAGGAUGCUCAGCAGUACACCGCCGACAUCCAUUGCGUGUGCCCCACCGUCCAUGAGCCAAGCAACCACUCACCAACAGAACAGGAUAUGGGAGCGAGAGCCUGCACCACUGCUUUCAGCACAAUAUGAGACUCUGUCUGACAGUGAUGACUGAACUAUGCAGCUUUUUGGGGUUUUUUUAAUUUGCGGGUCAAAAAAAAAAAAAAAUCUAUUUUUGACUUGUGCCCAUUGAGACUUUCCAAGAGAGCAAGGGCCACACAAUGAAGAAUUGAUGGAGAGUCCAUUAAAUGCCUUCUGCACAGCCCGUGCGUUGGAGGAUUGUGAUCAAGAAGGUUGACUUACUAAAGAUAAAUAUGUAAAGAGUUUUUAAAAAUGUGGACUAUUCCUGUUCUACAUCUAUUUGUAAAGAAAACCAUAAUGUCUUUAAAUCAUUCUUCUGUAAAUAGAGAGUACUUUUUGCAGUGUUUUUUCCCUUGCUAUAGUAUCUGGUGUACUUAUGUUCAAAUCAUUGCCUAAACUUUGGGGGUCAUUUUGUAAUUUUUUUUUUUUUUAAGCAUUUUCUCCAGUGUAGAGUCCUCUUCAUAACCCUAGCCUCCCUACCAGCCUAACCAUAACCCUAGCAUCGUUACCCAUUUAAUGCCGUGCCACUUCUUGCAGGCAUUGUGCUUUUAUAUCAUUUUUUUUUUCCCCUAGACACACUUUCUCAGUGGUGUUCAAGCUCUUGUGAAAAUGUUGAUUUUUUAAGACUGACCCCUUAAUGAAUUCUGUACAUUAACAUAGUCCGGUUCGCUGGAAUAAGAUGAUAUAUUUCUUUGAAUUUUAAAUUCUGCCACAUUGUAAAU